This is a messenger RNA of Linum trigynum, 2639 nucleotides long. The record is from the annotation of a GenBank genome assembly. Lineage: Eukaryota; Viridiplantae; Streptophyta; Magnoliopsida; Malpighiales; Linaceae.
ACUUAAAGAAAUAAGAUAAAAUUUCCUCAUAUGGGAAAUCUCAAUAGAGCUAUUGCAUUCUAUCCAUCUUAAGUAAGAAUCUAGAUGAUUUCAUACGCUUUUUACCUAUGGUCCAUACAUGUUGAUCAUAAAGAUCCCUCUUGGAAAGGAGCUUACAAUUCAAAUGGGUGAUUCAUGACAUGAGGCAAAAUGCAAAUUACCCAACUACUUUUUUCACACUAACUGAAGCAAAAUAUAUGACUGCGUUCAAUCAGCAAUAUUUAGCCUUCAUGUAAAGUAAAGCUGCACUUGGGACAUCCAAAAUCAUUCUCGUGUCAUCUUACCACCAUAAACUGCAUAUUUUAACCAUUUGCAGCAUAUAAGAAGGCACCAUCGUUUGUGAUGCUGAGAAAGGAGUUGGAAAAGAUUAAGAUCUGAGGGGAGAUGAAUUUAUAGAAGGUGUUGCUGGUGUUGCGAAAGCAGCAACUGCCUGUAGACUGGGAAAGUUCAAUGCAAUCAGAAGGUUGCAGCUGAAGGUAAACCAGAACUCAGAAGAUGCAUACAUCACAAGGUAAAAAGGAAAAACUGAACAUAAUGUAAGCUAAAAUGGAAACGGCCAAUGCUCGAUUUAGACAUCUUAGAAGGAAAAUGAUCAGAAUGAAAAGGUUACUUGCUCUCAAGGGUUAACGAAGUAGUAGGGUGCAUGAUUAUGUCAUAGCAGCCAAGCAUGAACUUCAAUAUAAGCCUUACAUCUUAUAGACAUGAUCGUAUUAACAUUGUUAAGAAGGAUGUCAGAUUGCAACAACAGCGAAAUUCAAUGUGCAAUGCUGUAGUGAUUUGGAUUGUACAACACAAUGAUGAGAAAGGUAGAGAAGCAAUGGAAAUGAUAAUUAACGAAAAUUGUGGGCAGGCAAACCAUGAACUUGGCACUUCUAGGAGUUGUAGGGUUUGUGUAUCUACUGUAGUUUCUUUGGAAACUGCACAAAACCUGGAAAGAAUCAACAGAUACUAAAUCCAAAUAUUUUUUCCAUUCCAGAAUGAGUACAUCAUAUAAUAAACAAAUUACCACCACUUGAGAUGCUCAUAUGUCAUGUUGAUGAGAUUAAUGUCUAGACUCCUUGGUUCAACCUCAUGAGAGCACAUUGACAGUUUGUAUGUCUUUCUCUGCUGUUUCUACCCUGUAAAAUUCACUAAUUCAGAAACCACAAAGACAUGAAAAAAAUAAAAUAAAACUAAACCAAGAACUUGAAGGGAGAGGUAUAGUAGCUGGAAACUAAACUCAUGAGGAUUGAGAACUUGCUGGUCUCCUACAAUACCAAGAACUGAAAAUUAAUGAACACCUGCAGAGUCCACAACCAAAGGAAAUGAGAGUGAAAAAUUGAAACACAAUUCACAAAAGAAAACACACCCAAAACUCCACAAACGACUCACACUUGGAAAUCCCAUUCGAGAACAAACCCCUUAAACAACAAUCAAAUGGAUGAUUUUUUUGGGAAAUGACCUGACAGUAACACAACACAACAAAAACAGAAGGAAAACUUGAGACUUUUUUGGCUAAUUAAAAGCAGCGAAAGCGAGUAGAAGGUUAUUCCAAACCAGACUAAACCUGAAUCGAAAACUUCCAAACACGUUGAAUCAAUUGUCUUUUAUGGCGCUCCCAUCCUGUCGUCAAACCAAGUCAACGGCGGCAGGUCCGACACCGCUUUUGUCCUGUUCUAUGUGUGGUACUGUAGGAAGCAUUAACGAUUGCAAGGAGAGAGACCUAGUAGUAUGGUAAAGUUGAGAGAGGAGAGCAAAGAGGGAAAGUCAUGCAAUGUAAGAGGGGAGAUCUUCAAGGUUGAGAUUUCGCCAAUUCUGGCAGAGGUUCCUGAGCCACCGCCGAUUGCGGUUCCGGCCAAAUCGAAUGCAACGGGGCCGGCGCCAGCCCCCUGCCACUUUAGCCGAGUUCACUCUCGGAUCCGGUUCCCAGGAUUUCUACGACAUCAGCCUUGUCGACGCCUACAACCUGCAGAUGAUUGUGGAGGCCAGCAACGGCUCCGGCGACUGCUCAUCCACAGGGUGCAUCAUCGAAUUGAACCGGAAGUACCCAGCGGAGCUGAGAUCGGAGGACGGCGCUGCCUGACGGAGCGCUUGCGAUGCAUUUGGGAACCCAGAGUAUUGCUGCAGGGGAACGUACAAUUCGCCGGCAACGUGCAAGCCGUCGGUGUUCAAGAGCGCCUGCCCUAAAUCAUACAGCUACGCCUACGAUGACGCCACAAGUACAUUCACUUGUACCGCAGCCGAUUACACCGUCACAUUUUGCCCCACCCUCCCCAGGUAAUAAUAAUUAGUUAAUUCUCAACUCCAAUUCUUAAUAAGAAGAAUUAAAAUAAUUUAUGAACAUCUCGAUUGGAAUGAGAAAGUUUUUGGGAUUUCUUAGAUUACGUAUGUUGUGGAAUGGAAACAGUCUGAAGUCGUCAAGAGAUUUGCCACCACCACCGCCAAAGGGUCCGGCAGCAACAACAUGGGAGGAGGAGGCCUGGUAGGGUUCUGGUACUUUUGCGGCGUUGGUCUCGGCUUCGGAGGGUUUAUCCGAGCGGGAACGACAGCAACCACCGCCGUUUGUGGCCAAGAAUGCGGCGGCUGUUCGUUUUUAAUUUUAAUAAUUUAUAAUUUUAUUU